This is a messenger RNA of Diabrotica virgifera virgifera (western corn rootworm), 867 nucleotides long. Its product is annotated as COMM domain-containing protein 2. The coding region runs from base 103 to 714 and encodes 203 amino acids. The transcript has 3 exons. Lineage: Eukaryota; Metazoa; Arthropoda; Insecta; Coleoptera; Chrysomelidae. The record is from RefSeq and is a predicted model, not a curated record.
UGUUUUUAUUUGACUUGACUUUUGACUGACUGCUUUUGACAUAUUUUUAUUUAUUAUAUCAGGUGUUAAUUAAUUAAAAAUAAACAUAUCAAUACUAAAAUCAUGUUAAUUUCCUUAAAGAAAAUCCACAAAGAACAUUUACACUAUUUAACUCUCCAACCAAGUCAAAUUGUUGAAGAGUUCUGUACAUUAGUUACAGAAUUUUUAGAUAAUGGCCCGAAUAUUGAAAGGUAUACAAAAAUUGCCAAAAAGCUGGGGAUAGAACAGGAAAUCAUAGAAAAUACUGUUUAUGGCAUCACCCAGUUAUUAUUACUUAGUUGUAAAUAUAAGUUAAGUGAGGCAGAUUUCCGAGAUUCAGUUCUCACUUUAGGAUUUUCAACUGAACAACAAACAGUGUUAAGCAAUUUAUAUAACUCAAAACAAAGCAAAAUACACGAAGUACUCAAAGUUCCCAUUAAGGAACCACACUUUGAUGAUUUGCGGUGGAGGUUUGAGGCCCAGGUGUCUUCAAGAUCACUCUUACACCAUGUAGUACCACUUGUAACUAUGGAACUUACGACGAAAACAGAAGUCGGUGGUACUUUUGAGAAAGAGAAGUGUCUUCUACAGACAGAUCCUAAUAAUUUAUUACAUAUAGUGAAUGAGUUAGAAAGAGCAUUAGCUGAAUCUAAGAGUAGACACUCCAGAAAGAUUCAGAGAGCUCUGAAAAGUUGAAAGAAGAAACUGCAAUUGAUAUUUUCCUAUUAAAAUCAUAAAAUAGACGGGAAAUAAAUUUGUAAUACAUUGGAAUAAAUAUUUUUAAAUGUACGCCUCUUUACUUAUAUUAUGAUUUUUGUGUAUUCAGAAUAAAAAUGCUUACUUGAUUUA